UUAAAAGCGAGCGUCCAUGGCAGCUAAUGACUAUCGUGUUUACCUGCGGAACCCUACCGAGAUGGAGAAUGGUCAAGCCCGUUUCCACUCUGCCCCGAGUGCAGAACCAACUUGUCGACCCCUGGUUUUUGGAACCCUCGUUGUUAUGGGAUUGCUUCAAAUCUUAUCGAGUGUCGCGAUCUUGCUGCACUUAACAGGUUAUCUACACGAGGUAGAUUUCUCCUCAGUCCAGCAGAGGGCGCCUGAGGAAGUGGAGACUGGACCUGUGCUCGCCGACGCACUCAAAGACCACAGGAAGAAGGAUCCUUCCAGAAGAUGCCAGAAAAAGCAGAAGGACCUCAUGCCAGCUGCCCACUUGCCUAUCAAAGCACCCAUUGAUUACGUCCAGAAACACGAGGUGGAGACCAAAGUGAUCCAGUGGAGCGAGGCCCAGGGCCAGCUGUACAACAUCAGGUACCACGACGGGCGGCUGCUGGUGCAGGAGGGGGGCCUGUACUACGUGUACGCCAAGACCUGCUUCCGCUUCUACGAGCCGGAGCUGGAGCCGGAGCUGGAGGUGCGGGCGCAGCUCAUCCAGUACGUGGUCCACGAGAAGACCACGCAGACCACCAAGCCCAUGGUGCUGAUGAAGAGCGGCAGCACCAAGCAGUGGAGGAGCCCCAACUACAACAUGUACUGCCAGCAGCAGGGCCGGCUCUUCCGCCUGAGGGAGGGCGACGGCCUCUUCGUCAACGUCUCCAACGCCUGGAUGCUGGACCCCGAGUCGGAGGGCAGCUACUUCGGCGCCUUCAAGACCAGCAACUGAGACCGGCAAACCCGCUACCCCUGCUACUGAACUGUGUGCGCACACGCCCUCCUCCUCCUCCUCCGACAAACAUUCUGCACGAUGUUUAAAGAACCACUGAGCACUUAAACUUGCAGGAAUACUGACUGUUUUUUUUAUUUUAUUUUUUUGUCGUUUCAAUGGCGGUGAUUAUCGGAGUUCACCAUUUCAAAACUUAAUGAAUAUCCUUCAUUAUUUCAGUAAAAAAAAAAAAAAAAAGUUUUUUUAGUUUUGAUUGGAAAGGUUGGAAUUGUGUCAGACCCUAAUUACCUGCUAAUGAAAUCGUACAAACCCAGAACAGUUUUUCUGAAAAUGUAUUUUGCCUAUUUAAAAUGUUAAAUAACUGCUUGCUAAUUGUCCUGGGUUUGGAAAGUUUUAAUACAAUUUUCCUACCAAUUACAGUGUGGCCUGACAAUGUAUUUUGACAUAUGAUUCUUGCCUUUGAGCAAUUCAAGAGAGCAUUUUUGAAACUCAAAAUUUGCUUUUACUAUCAACAGUAAGACAUUUUAUAACAGGCCCUUUUUAUUCUGCCUUUUAAUUUAUUAUUUCUUGUGUGUGUUUUUACAAUUUAGACAAACAUUUUUUCAUCAUGAAAAAGAUUUGAAUGUAGACUGGCAUUGGGUUGCCCUACACGUCUCAUAGUAGGUCAAAGGUCAGAAGCAUUGCCUUAAGGAUACAGUCAUUCCUCAGUGAUGUAGUUGUGCAGUUUUUUUUGGUUCCAGAAAACAUGGAAGAGAUUAUGUGCAUUGCUCAAUCAAAGAUUCGGUGUAAGGCUUGUUGAAGACGUGACACAAAUAGCCAUGUUGUUGCAUCUGUUGUUGGUUUGAGUAAGCAUGAAUGUAUUAUCGGAAGGAGAAUGAGUGCCAUAACAGGACAGUCGCCUGGAGAAAGUUUGAGAAGUUGCUCUUCAUACUUUCCCCCUGGCCUUUUUUUGCGGCGAGACUGCACAUUUGUUAAAGCUUGCAGUCUGCAGCGAGCUUCCGGGAAGGCGUCCAGAAAAGCUGCAGCUGCGAAAAUCCUGAGUUAGGAUUGAAGUUAUGUUCGGAGCUCCGAGGCCCGCCGGAUUUGGGAGAGCAGAGUUGUAGUUGUCGUUUUUAAACACGUGUCGGAGGAAGUUCGCCCCCCCCCCCCCCCGCCCCCUGCAGCCACGGACACUUUGAAGAUGAUUCGGUUCCCCCAUCCAGAGAUAAAAGCAACCUGUAAAUCAACUGCACUGAAGGAACCAGGUGUCAAAAAAAAAAAAGCUUACGCUUGAGAAAUAGCAGGAAAGACGUACUAUAUUCUCAAAGUUAUGUUCUCCCCACGUCUUCCAUCGUGAGUCCAUGCAAUCUACUGUAUUCCUGAGAUUAUCUUAUAUUAAUGAGGUGUGCUUUCUGAAGGCCUGUACCACAGAUCGGAUGAAGUCAGACAGAAGGGUUUUACAACCCUCAAAAGUAAGUGCAAGUGAAGUUCAAAAGCAAUCUUAUAGGAGUAAAUAUUGAGAGCAUGAAUUGUAUUGUCUUAACAGACUUGUACAGUUACAGGAAAUGCAGUGUUAUGGGGUCUUGGGGUUUAGGUAAAACGGGGGGGGGGGGGGGAGGUCACGCCUUAACACAGGUGAAGUUUAUAAUGUUUUCCAGAAUACAUUUGAGUAGCAUGUUUCCAUGGAACGCAGCCUGGACUCUCGACAGAUAUGAAUGUUCUGUGGCCUAUUCGGAUAUUUGACAAAUUCAGCUGCAAAAAAGGAAUUGUGAGGAGCGAGAAGGCUUGGUGACCUGGGAGGUAGAACAGACAUCUCUGUGGUACAGUACUGGGAGGCCCAUCUCAGACACGGGCUCCGUUCGCUGUUCUGUGUCGUUUAAGAGUGAGAUAACCGCCCCCCCCCCCCCCCCACCCCCC
Conger conger (European conger) is the source of this 2701-nucleotide messenger RNA. Its product is annotated as tumor necrosis factor ligand superfamily member 11-like. The record is from RefSeq and is a predicted model, not a curated record. Gene Ontology annotation, biological process: immune response. Gene Ontology annotation, molecular function: tumor necrosis factor receptor binding. NCBI's taxonomy places the organism in Eukaryota, Metazoa, Chordata, Actinopteri, Anguilliformes, Congridae. Bases 17 to 805 code for a protein of 262 amino acids. The transcript has 4 exons. Gene Ontology annotation, cellular component: membrane.